Messenger RNA from Blastomyces dermatitidis ER-3, 858 nucleotides. Its product is annotated as endoglucanase. Lineage: Eukaryota; Fungi; Ascomycota; Eurotiomycetes; Onygenales; Ajellomycetaceae. The coding region runs from base 1 to 858 and encodes 285 amino acids. The transcript has a single exon. The record is from RefSeq and is a predicted model, not a curated record.
AUGCUCUCAUCGAUCAUCACCUUCCGCAUCAUCGGCCUAGCCACUCUUGUGCGGGCUCAUAUGCAACUAUAUAACCCACCACCCUUCGGGGCUGCCAACAACCCGCACGUAACCACUCCACCGGACCCCUACCUCGACUAUCCCUAUAACUGCUGCGGCCGCAGCACUCCCUUCCCCUGCAAGGGCUAUCUCGAUCACUUGGACACCCCACAAGGCCAGCCCGUUGCAUCCUGGCCAGCGGGAUCCGUGCAAAACUUCAGUCUCACAGGCUCAGGGAACCACUACGGCGGCUCAUGCCAGGUAGGAUUCAGCACCGACAAGGGCGCGACGUGGAAAGUAGUGAAGAGUUUGGAAGGCAAUUGCCCGCACCGGCAUGGCGGGACGGACCCGACGAAGCAGACGUUUGACUUUAGAGUUCCCGGGGAUACGCCUGUUGGCGUGCAGGUGUUCGCGUGGACAUGGAUUAACCGGGAGCGGGAAUUUAAUAUGCUUUGUGCAGCUGUGGAGAUUACCGGGGCGGCGGGGGAACAGCCGGCUGUUGCGACGGUGCGUUCAGACUGGGGGAAUAGUAACGAGCACAGCCGUCGGGAUGCAGGCGAAUGUGUAUGCACAUGUGGCGGCGGUUGUGCAUCUGGCAAUUCUACCGCCAACAGCAGCGCCAACAAUAGUAGCACAGCAACCGGACCGGAAACAGUGUCUUUUAACGAACGCCCGAGCUUCCUGUUCGCGAAUCUAGAUAACGGGUGCCAGACGCCCGAGACGGAUUUCGAGCUCAAGUAUCCGAAUCCCGGACCCGAUGUGGCGGAAGGUGACGGUGAGUAUGAGCUGAAGUUGCCAGAGCCGGUGGAUAAGUGUUAA